Messenger RNA from Penicillium cinerascens, 390 nucleotides. RefSeq lists its product as uncharacterized. The transcript has 2 exons. The record is from RefSeq and is a predicted model, not a curated record. NCBI's taxonomy places the organism in Eukaryota, Fungi, Ascomycota, Eurotiomycetes, Eurotiales, Aspergillaceae. The coding region runs from base 1 to 390 and encodes 129 amino acids.
AUGUCCGUACGCUUUGCUCCAAUCGUCCGGUCGCGCGUGGCAAUGCCCAUUGCGCCCAGACUUGUCGCUUUCCGGUCGAUCUCCUCUACCCCGAGUUAUCAGAAGGGCCCUGUCGAUGCGGCCAAGGACACCCUGAAGAAGGCCGAUGAGUUGGCUUCCAAAGCAGCUCUCAAGGGUAUCGACGAAGGAGAGAAAGCUCGCGAUAAGAUCAACGAGACUGUUGGUAGUGCCAAAUCCCAGACCGAGUCGAUGAAGGGCGAGGCCUCUAAGCAAGCGGGCAAGGCCAAGGGUGAGGCCGAGCAUGCUGCGGGAACGAUCAAGGGCAAGACAGAUGCCGCCAUGGGCGAGGCGAAGGGCAAGGCCGAGGAAAUUAAGCACAAGCAUACCUGA